Molecule: messenger RNA, 4223 nt
Organism: Aedes albopictus (Asian tiger mosquito)
Lineage: Eukaryota; Metazoa; Arthropoda; Insecta; Diptera; Culicidae
Gene: GluClalpha
Product: glutamate-gated chloride channel
Exons: 13
Coding region: 618-2024 (468 amino acids)
Biological process (GO): nervous system process; signal transduction; regulation of membrane potential
Cellular component (GO): neuron projection; plasma membrane; synapse
Molecular function (GO): chloride channel activity; transmitter-gated monoatomic ion channel activity involved in regulation of postsynaptic membrane potential; transmembrane signaling receptor activity
Source: RefSeq, a predicted model, not a curated record
UCGAUUUUGGCCUGCCCGGACUCUGCUCGUCGUCGUCACAGCCAGUCAGUCAGGUGUAGGCAGUGGUUCAAAGUGGAAGUCCUUGGGAAAAGUAGCCGUUUCGCGCGGUUUGGGCGUUCAGCACACAUAGAGGACUUGUCUCUGGAAAGGGAAGAAAAGUGCUUUGUGUGAGGAAAAAUGGAUGGAAAAUUUUUGCACAAGCUGGAAAAUUAAUCGGAAGGGAGUUUGAUUGAAGAAAUAGGAAGCUGAAUAAAGAUAAAAAUCUUGAAGAGUGUGGUGAAAAUAGUUCAACUAAGCAGAAAAUGUAGUGCGAAAAUCAAAAGCAAGAAAAUCGAAUGAAAAUUACUAGGAAAAUUUCGAAACAAAGGUGUGAAAAAUCCUAAUUGAAAUAGUGCAGAAUUUUCACCUAGCAGAAUUUAAAUCACUCCACCAAAGAGGAAGCUGGGCUGAAAGAAAGGACCAAGUCGUCGUUGGUCGAACGACCGUCGCAGGAUUUUCCGCACCUUUGGUGUGCGGUGGAAAUUGAGCACACGCAGAAGAGUGAAAAACCACCCAGGCCGCCCCAGAGAGGAAAACCGGGAAAAAUUACCUCCAGAAUCAAGCGUAACAUCUUCAGAAUGGCCCCGGGCCAUUACUUCUGGGCAAUAUUCUAUUUUGCCUGUCUGUGCAGUGCGUCACUUGCCAACAACGCCAAGGUGAACUUCCGGGAGAAGGAGAAGAAAAUCCUCGAUCAGAUCCUCGGCGCUGGUAAAUAUGACGCCCGAAUCCGUCCCUCGGGCAUCAACGGCACAGAUGAUAAGGCUACACAAGUGUUCGUCAACAUGUUCCUUAGAUCGAUCUCGAAAAUCGACGAUUACAAAAUGGAGUACAGCGUACAGCUAACAUUCCGAGAGCAGUGGCUGGACGAGAGGCUCAAGUUCGACGAUAUCGGAGGCCGCCUCAAGUAUCUGACACUAACCGAGGCCAACCGCGUCUGGAUGCCGGAUUUGUUCUUCUCGAACGAGAAGGAAGGCCACUUCCACAACAUCAUCAUGCCGAACGUGUACAUUCGGAUCUUCCCGUACGGUUCCGUGCUGUACAGUAUACGAAUCUCGCUGACGUUGGCCUGUCCGAUGAACCUGAAGCUGUACCCGCUGGAUAGGCAGGUCUGCUCGCUCCGAAUGGCUAGCUAUGGCUGGACAACCGCUGAUUUGGUGUUCCUUUGGAAGGAAGGCGACCCGGUACAGGUGGUGAAGAACUUACACCUACCACGCUUCACACUGGAGAAAUUCUUAACUGAUUACUGUAACAGCAAAACCAAUACUGGUGAAUACAGUUGCCUCAAAGUUGAUCUCCUGUUCAAGCGAGAGUUCUCGUACUAUCUGAUCCAGAUCUACAUUCCCUGCUGCAUGUUGGUCAUCGUCUCGUGGGUGUCCUUCUGGCUCGACCAAGGCGCAGUACCGGCCCGGGUAUCGCUCGGAGUCACCACGCUACUAACCAUGGCCACCCAGACGUCCGGUAUCAACGCAUCGCUUCCGCCGGUGUCCUACACUAAGGCCAUCGACGUGUGGACCGGCGUAUGUCUAACGUUCGUCUUCGGCGCUUUGCUAGAGUUCGCUCUUGUUAACUAUGCGUCCCGUUCAGCGGACAGGGCUGCGGACAUUCAACGGGAGAAUAUGAAGAAGAAACGGCGCGAGAUGGAACAGGUCAGCCUGGACGCGGCGUCCGACCUGCUGGACACCGACAGCAACGCCACCUUCGCGAUGAAACCCUUGGUUCGUCACCCGGGUGAUCCCAUGGCCAUGGAAAAGCUAAGGCAGUGCGAGGUGCACAUGCAACCCCCCAAGAGGCCCAACUGCUGCCGGACCUGGUGGUCCCGGUUCCCCACAAGCCCACUUAAGAAGGUUCCCUGCUUCGGAAGGGGACAAUGUUCCCGCUCGAAGCGCAUCGACGUCAUCUCCCGGAUAACGUUCCCACUGGUGUUUGCCCUGUUCAACCUGGUCUACUGGAGCACCUAUCUCUUCCGCGAAGAGGAGGAAGACUAAGAUGGUGGCGGCACCACCAUCACCAUCAUGACCAUCAAGGGGUCCCUGAAAGGGUACCACCCUCAAGAAGCCGUGCCGAGAAUGCCACUCAACACCGGGCAUUACAUCAUUAAUCUUCUAUAUGGUUAUCGAGAAUUACAUUAUUAUGAAUAAUAUAUAGGAGAAAGAAGAAUAUAGUGAUAGAGCGUGGAUAGAACUGUGAAGAUCCUCUUUUAUGGAGGCACUACUUAGGGAAGGAAUGUAGAGUGAUCAACCGAAGGAGUGAACGUUAGUAUAGGAUACGAACACACAAGUAAACCAGAGAAGUUUUUAAAAAUCCAUAACGAACAGAUCUAAAAACCAGUUAUAGAACCCACACGUGAAAAUACUGCUCAAAGAGAUUACCAAAUCUACAGAUAUACUCCAAUCAAUGCAAGCUAGCAAGCAAGGCACUCCAAACGUUUUAAAACCCAAAUGAACAACAAAUCCUCAUGGCACACACACUUUGUCGAUCGUACACUUCGCUCACCACCAGAAACGUCAGCCGAAUUUUAUCUCACCACACUACUGUCGUACUUGCAUACUCACCACCAGCUGGUAAUCGUUUCAUGACUUUUAUUCGGUUCAUCACGGAUGGGAAACUUCUUAAAGUUUGACAACAGAAACGUCACAUUUGACAGAUUGUCUGUCAAGAUGACGUCAGUGUUGCCAUACUUCAAUGAGGUUAGAUUUUGUGGUGUAACGAAGAACCAUACAAAAGGAAUCACAAAAGAGCCUAACAAUAGCUAUACAAAUACAUAAACACUCAUAAUCUUAACGGGAUGAAUGUCUAUCUGCACACCAAGCGCAUGUGUGCGUGUAUGUCAAAAGUAACUUUACGUAGUAGAUGAUGACGUACGGAUCCUUCCCGCGCAUCGAAAGUCCCUCUCCGUUGCGUUGCAAGAGAGGGCUUUCGGUGUUUUCGAUGUUGUUUAGACUUGAACUGUUUCUCUGGACAAUCCUAACUAUCACAUUAACGCAUAACACACACGAGAAGAAGAGAAAAGGGACGCACAUAUGUAUCUGUGCUCUCUUGCAAACUAUUUUCUCAACCGGGUGAGGGAUGUUGGGACGAGGGCAUAGAGUGAUUCUCGUUUGACCUAAUUUUGCAUUUAUUUUCCACGGGUAAUGUUUGCUGACUAUUCUAUGAUUCUUUUCAUCUUCCUAUCCUUUCGCGAUUCAGAAUUGGAUUAAAAAAAAACAAAAAAAAAACUUAAAUUACGAAGAAAAUAUUUGAGUUGUUAACAAUGCUAAACUCAAGAGUAAAAUGUUAUUUGAGAUGAGAAUGUUCUAUCCUAUCGUCGAAACAACCCUCCUUCCGGUUCCUAGUCUUAAAAACGCCAAAGUUGUCAGUUGUUUUAAGUUGUCUACACUCUAAGAAUACACACAAAAAAACUCUGUCUGAUUAACGUUAAUAACGCGCAGUUGCAGUGUAACACGGAAACGUGUUGUUUUAAUCGGUAUCAGGUAUCAGUCGUUUUCCGCCGCGGCGUGCAUUGUUGAAUGUAGUAACAAUCUGUAUCUUCAUCAUCGGUAUCAUCAUCAUCACCCUCACCAAUCACGUUCAAGGAUAGUUUUGAACUGAGAACUCAUCACAAAACCGCUAGAGAAUGCCAUGUAUAAUUCAUCUGAGCAGAACCUUUUCACCGAGUUGUGCUCUCUGCUAUCGUGAGGAGGAAUGAGUUUUCUAGAAAGAAAAAGACUAGCAUCAAAGCGAACUGAAAAAUAUCUUAAAAGAUUGCAUGGAAAGUCCAAAUGAUCCAUCCUGUCAGAUCUAGCAUACAUUCUUAACUUCCAUUCGUAGAAAAAGAACUAAUUCAUGAAAUUCGAAACAGCCUAGAAAAAAUCAAAAGCGGUUGCAUAAAUAAACUCCUAAUGUUCCAAAUAUGCAAACAUUUUUAGAAAAUUAAAAAUGGAGCUUGGAUCUGCCGGACAUGGUCUAUCAAGAAAGCGGUGAUAUCAUGAACAGGACAGCAGAAAGAUUGAAACUAUGCGUUAAUGACUUCGCAAAGCCAUUUGAAAGCAUAACUUUUCAAUUGUGUAGUCCUACGUCAAUAUAUAUUGUAGUCCUAUGUCAAUUUUGGAAUCCUGCCAGAGAUUCUCCUGAAAUCUUGCCAGGGAUUCUCCUGGAAUACUGUCAAGGAUUCUCCUGGAAUCCUGUCAGGGAUUCUCCUGGAAUCC